Manis javanica (Malayan pangolin) is the source of this 5072-nucleotide messenger RNA. The record is from RefSeq and is a predicted model, not a curated record. NCBI's taxonomy places the organism in Eukaryota, Metazoa, Chordata, Mammalia, Pholidota, Manidae.
GCCUGCGGGCGCGAGCGGGGAGCGCCGCCCGCCCGGCUAGACCCGCGGUCACCGGAGGGGCGGCCGGAGCCCCACCCAGGCCAGGCACCGGCUCCCAGCUCAGCGAACGGGAGCGGGCGGAGGCAGGAGGCCGGGGGCAGUAGCCUGACAGUGCCCACACCCCUGGCUCCCGCCCCAAACCGCCCACCAGCCCCUUUGCGUCCGCCGGGAAGAUGGCCGUGGCGCUGCGGUACUUGUGGCCCCUCCUCCUGUGCAGCCCCUGCCUGCUCAUCCGGAUCCCCGAGGAAUAUGAAGGACACCACGUGAUGGAGCCACCUGUCAUCACAGAACAGUCUCCACGGCGCCUCGUUGUCUUCCCCACAGAUGACAUUAGCCUCAAGUGUGAAGCCAGUGGCAAACCCCAAGUGCAGUUCCGUUGGACUCGGGAUGGCGUCCACUUCAAACCCAACGAGGAACUGGGUGUGACCGUGCACCAGGCGCUCCACUCCGGCUCCUUCACCAUCACGGGCAACAACAGCAACUUUGCCCAGCGGUUCCAGGGCACCUAUCGCUGCUUUGCCAGCAAUAAGCUGGGCACUGCCAUGUCCCAUGAGAUCCAGCUCAUGGCCGAGGGUGCCCCCAAGUGGCCAAAGGAGAAUGUGAAACCUGUCGAGGUGGAGGAAGGGGAGUCGGUGAUUCUGCCCUGCCACCCUCCACCCAGUGCAGAGCCGCUCCGGAUCUACUGGAUGAACAGCAAGAUUUUGCAUAUCAAACAAGAUGAGCGGGUGACAAUGGGCCAGAAUGGCAACCUCUACUUUGCUAAUGUGCUCACCUCGGACAACCACUCAGACUACAUCUGCCAUGCCCACUUCCCUGGUACCCGGACCAUCAUUCAAAAGGAACCCAUUGACCUUCGGGUCAAGGCCACCAACAGCAUGAUUGACAGGAAGCCACGCCUGCUCUUCCCCUCCAACUCCAGCAGCCACCUGGUGGCCUUGCAGGGGCAGCCCUUGGUCCUGGAGUGCAUUGCUGAGGGCUUCCCCACACCCACCAUCAAGUGGCUGCGCCUGAGUGGCCCCAUGCCAGCUGACCGAGUUAUCUACCAGAACCACAACAAGACCCUGCAGCUGCUGAAUGUGGGGGAGGAGGAUGAUGGCGAGUACCGAUGCCUGGCUGAGAACCCUCUGGGCAGUGAUCGGCAUGCCUACUACGUCACCGUGGAGGCUGCCCCAUACUGGCUGCACAAGCCCCAGAGCCGCUUGUAUGGGCCAGGAGAGACUGCCCGCCUGGACUGCCAAGUGCAGGGGAGGCCCCAGCCAGAGGUCACCUGGAGAAUCAAUGGGAUCCCUGUGGAGGAGCUGCGCACAGACCAGAAGUACCGGAUCCAGCAUGGAGCCCUGAUCCUGAGCAACGUGCAGCCCAGUGACACGAUGGUGACCCAGUGCGAGGCUCGCAACAGGCAUGGGCUCCUGCUGGCUAAUGCCUACAUCUAUGUUGUCCAGCUGCCGGCCAAGAUCCUGACCCCAGACAAUGAGACAUACAUGGCAGUUGAGGGCAGCACUGCCUACCUUCUAUGCAAGGCCUUCGGAGCCCCUGUGCCCAGUAUCCAGUGGCUGGACAAGGAAGGGAAGACUGUGCUACAGGACGAACGCUUCUUCCCCUAUACCAACGGGACCCUGGGCAUCUGGGACCUCCAGGCCAAUGACACUGGACACUACUUCUGCCAGGCUGCCAAUGACCAAAACAAUGUGACCAUUGCGGCUAACCUGCAGGUCAAAGUUGCCACUCGGAUCACACAGGGACCCCAGAGCGCAAUUGAGAAGAAAGGUUCAAGAGUAACAUUCGUGUGCCAGGCGUCCUUCGACCCCUCCUUGCAGCACAGCAUCACUUGGCGUGGGGAUGGUCACAACCUCCAGGAGCUUGGAGACAGUGACAAAUACUUCAUAGAGGACGGGCGCCUAGUCAUCCACAGCUUGGAUUAUAGUGACCAGGGCAACUACAGCUGUGUAGCUGGUACUGAGCUGGACAUGGUAGAGAGCAGAGCAGAGCUCCUGGUGGUGGGGAGCCCGGGGCCGGUGCCUCAGCUGGAGCUGUCUGAUCGUCACCUGCUGAAGCAGAGUCAAGUGUACCUGUCCUGGAGCCCUGCUGACGACCACAACGCUCCCAUAGAGAAGUAUGACAUUGAAUUUGAGGACAAGGAGAUGGCACCUGAGAAAUGGUACAGUUUGGGCAAGGUGCCUGGGAACCAGACCUCCACCACCCUCAAGCUGUCACCCUACGUCCACUACACCUUUAGAGUCACUGCUAUCAACAAAUACGGCCCCGGGGAGCCAAGCCCGGCCUCUGAGACUGUGGUCACACCUGAGGCAGCCCCGGAGAAGAACCCCGUGGACGUGAAGGGUGAAGGGAAUGAGACCAGCAACAUGGUCAUCACUUGGAAGGCGCUCAAGUGGAUGGACUGGAAUGCACCCCAGGUUCACUACCGCGUGCAGUGGCGCCCCCAGGGGACACGGGAGGCCUGGCAGGAACAGAUCGUGAGCGACCCCUUCCUGGUGGUUUCCAACACGCCCACCUUUGUGCCCUAUGAGAUCAAGGUCCAGGCGGUCAACAGCCAAGGCAAGGGCCCUGAGCCCCAGGUCACCAUUGGCUACUCUGGAGAAGACUACCCCCAGGCAAGCCCUGAGCUAGAAGGCAUCGAGAUCCUCAACUCCAGUGCUGUGCUGGUCAAGUGGUGGCCUGUGGACACAGCGCAGGUCAAGGGCCACCUCCGGGGAUACAAUGUGACAUACUGGUGGGAGGGCAGUCAGAGGAAGCACAGCAAGAGGCAUGCCCACAGAGGCCAUGUGGUGGUGCCUGCCAACACCACCAGAGCCAUCCUUGGUGGCCUGCGGCCCUACAGCUCCUACCAUCUAGAGGUGCAGGCCUUCAAUGGCCGGGGACUAGGGCCCGCCAGCGAGAUGACCUUCAGCACCCCAGAGGGAGUGCCCAGCCACCCCGAGGCUUUGCACCUGGAGUGCCAGUCAGACACCAGCCUGCUGCUGCACUGGCAACCCCCACUCAGCCACAAUGGCGUGCUCACUGGCUACGUGCUGUCCUAUCAUCCUCUGGAUGAUGGGGGCAAGGAACAGUUGUCCUUUGACCUUCCGGACCCUGAGCUGCGGAUGCACAACCUGACCAACCUCAGCCCCCGCCUGCGGUACCGCUUCCAGCUGCAGGCCGCCACAAAGGAGGGCCCUGGCGAGGCCAUCGUGCGGGAAGGAGGCACCAUGGCCUUAUCAGGGACCCCGGAUUUUGGCAACAUCUCAGCCAUGGCCGGCGAGAACUACAGUGUGGUGUCCUGGGUCCCCAAGGAGGGCCGGUGCAACUUCGGGUUCCAGAUCUGGUUCAAAGCCUUGGGGGAUGAGAAGAUGGGUGCUCACCUCCCACCACAGUAUGUCAGCUACAACCAGAGCUCCUACACGCAGUGGGACCUGCAACCCGACACCGACUACGAGAUCCACCUGCUCAAGGAGAGGGUACUCCUGCACCAGAUGGCUGUGAAGACCAACGGCACCGGCCGCGUGAGGCUCCCUCCUGCCAGCUUUGCCACCGAGGGCUGGUUCAUCGGCUUCGUCAGCGCCGCCAUUCUGUUGCUGCUCGUGCUGCUCCUCCUGUGCUUUAUAAAGCGCAGCAAGGGCGGCAAGUACUCAGUGAAGGAUAAGGAGGACACCCAGGUGGACUCCGAGGCCCGGCCGAUGAAGGAUGAGACCUUCGGCGAGUACAGGUCCCUGGAGAGUGACAAUGAGGAGAAGGCCUUUGGCAGCAGCCAGCCAUCCCUCAAUGGAGACAUCAAGCCUUUGGGCAGUGAUGACAGCCUGGCUGACUAUGGGGGUAGCGUGGACGUCCAGUUCAACGAGGACGGCUCCUUCAUCGGCCAGUACAGCGGGAAGAAGGAGAAGGAGGCAGCGGGAGGCAACGACAGCUCAGGGGCGGCCUCCCCCACCAACCCUGCAGGGGCCCUGGAGUAGUGGGGUCCAGUCAGGCAAGGCCAGGCAGGACACAGCCCAGGGCUGGGCCACAGGGGAGUCAAAGGCCCUUCCCUCUUCCCACCGGGCCAUGGCCCCACCCUCUGGCCCUGGGUCCGAGGGAGUCUUGAAUUGGGGGCAGAGGAGAGGAACUCAACUGCCCCUAAUCCCCUCCUGACUACCUGGUCCCCACUUUAUUGCCAAAACCCAGCUGCACCCCUUCUUGGGCACACACUGCUUUGUUCUAGCUCGGGAGCACAUCAGCUGCACAUCAGGUGCCACCUUGUCAGCCUUUGGGCAGAGAGAGGCCAUGGCUGGGGUGGGGAUAGCCCCAGAGGGGUCUCAGACGCCGCCUUGUAGGGUCUCCUCAGGACCAGGGUUGGUACCUCCGCCUCCAGCCACAACUUGGCCAGCCUGGCUGGGACUGCGGACAGAACUCAGUGUCCCCACCCUCUGGGCAGGCUGGCCACGGGUGCAGAGGAGGCCAUCUGGAGGGCCCAGAGUCCCCACCUGCCAGCAUCACUCUCCAUCAGUGCCCCUCCUCCUGAUGCCCGCCCCGCCCCAUGGCUGGCUUUCAGGAGCUCCGUACACACGCUGCCUUUGGUACCCACCAGACAACAUCCAAGUGGCCUCCGUCACUGCAGGGCGGGCACACCUCCUCCCCACUGCCUCUGGCCCAGCCUCCAUGGCACCCCAGGGCCCCUCAGCAGUCCGGCCCACCCCCAGUCUGAACAGUUCCCUUCCUCAGCUUCUCCUGCCCCCACCUGGGAAUGUAAAUACACCGUGACUUUGAAAGUUUGUACCCUUGCCCUUUCCCCAUAUGCCACUAGUGUGUAGGCAGAUGUCUGAGUCUCUAGGUGGUUUCUAGGUUUUAUAGCAAUUAGCUUUGAUGAUCCUAUCCCAGGAAAAAUAAAAACAGACAAAAAAAAGGGAAAAGGAAAGAUUGGUUCUCCAGCUCUACUGUGCACCUGCUCAGCAGCCGAGGUCCCCUUUGCUUGGUCUGUUGACGAGCCCUUUACAAAAACCAAAAGCAUAUAUAUAUGUACAUAAACACCAGAUUAUAACAGGCAAAUAAAAACCUGGAAACAA